AUGGGAAGCUGCGCUAUGAAAAUUGACUUGCAUAAAGCCUACAACACAGUUUCAUGGGAUUUUGUUGAAGAGGUCAUGCUGGCUUUUAACUUUCCGGGACACUUCAUUAAAUUGGUCAUGAGCUCGGUGAGGACUUGCAUGUUCUCUAUCAUGAUCAAUGGACAACUUGAGGGAUAUUUUCAAGGGAAGAGAGGGUUGCGACAGGGUGAUCCUUUAUCCCCCCUACUAUUUGUUCUGUGUAUGGAAUAUUUGACUAGAUUUUUGAAUAAGGUGACUGAAAAUGGAUUUAGUUUCCACAUGAAAUGUGAGGAGAUCAAGUUGAGCCACUUAUGUUUUGCUGAUGAUCUCUUUGUGUUUGCAAAUGGGGAUGGUAAUUCUGUGGAGAAGAUAAAAGAGGCUUUGGAUCAUUUUGAAGAAGUUUCAGGGCUAGUACCCAAUAUGCAGAAAAGUGAAGUUAUUUUCUCAGGUGUAGAACAUCCUGUCAAAUUGAAAAUUUUGGGUAUUUUGGGAUUUAAAGAAGGUGCCCUACCAAUUAAAUAUCUUGGUCUUCCUUUAAUUUCAUCCAGAUUGACAAGAUUACAUUGCCAGGAGUUGGAAAAACAAUCAUUGUGGGCAAUAUGGGUGACCAAGGUUAAAUUGAAGAAGCUUAGUUUUUGGGGAAUCACUAAGACAGUUGACAGUAGUUGGAAUUGGAGGAAUUUGUUGAAGCUAAGGAAUAUUGCUAGACCUUUGUUUGAAUACAAAUUGGGGGAUGGUAAGCAAUUUUCUUUCUGGUAUGAUCCAUGGUGUAAUGGGUAUGCACUGAUUGAUCUCUUUCCGGGAAUUAGUUUCAAUGAGCCUUAUAUAUCUAGAGAUUCAGUAGUUGGUGAUUUCUGGAUACAAGGAAGAUGGUUGUUACCAGCUAGAUGGAAUGGUACAAUGGUCUCAAUUGAGAGAUUCCUUACUGAUCAUUUCUCUGUUAAUGUAAAUCAAGUGGACUCUAUAAUAUGCAGAGUGGAUAAGCAUGGGAAAUUCAAUACUGUGCAUGACAGACUACGCACAAAAAAGAAACUGCAUCAAUGGGGGAUUGCAAAUUCUAAUUCUUGUGUGUUCUGUAAUGCUGAAAGGGAGGAGGUUGAUCACUUGUUUUUUGAAUGUUGCUUCUCUAAAGAGAUUUGGAGAAGAGUUUUAAGAGCAGUGAAUGUGAGAAGAGAACCUUUUGUAUGGAAGAGGGAGGUUAGUUGGUUCUCUAGGAAAGCAUGUGGGAAGACUUUAUUGGCAAAUGUUAGAAGAGCCGCUAUGGCAGCUAAUGUAUACACAAUUUGGAGAGCUAGAAAUGCUUCUAUUUUUCAACAAAAAAAUAUUACUGCUGAUAAGGUGUUUGGGCAGAUUAGAGAGAUAUAA
Dioscorea cayenensis subsp. rotundata (Guinea yam) is the source of this 1383-nucleotide messenger RNA. RefSeq lists its product as uncharacterized. Bases 1 to 1383 code for a protein of 460 amino acids. The record is from RefSeq and is a predicted model, not a curated record. The transcript has 3 exons. Lineage: Eukaryota; Viridiplantae; Streptophyta; Magnoliopsida; Dioscoreales; Dioscoreaceae.